Metopolophium dirhodum (rose-grain aphid) is the source of this 1000-nucleotide messenger RNA. RefSeq lists its product as uncharacterized. Bases 55 to 933 code for a protein of 292 amino acids. The record is from RefSeq and is a predicted model, not a curated record. Lineage: Eukaryota; Metazoa; Arthropoda; Insecta; Hemiptera; Aphididae. The transcript is spliced from 5 exons.
CUUACAAGGAUUCAAUUCAAUCGUUACUAUAAUUCUAAAUAGUUGCAUAAUAAAAUGGACAACAAUAACGUAUACUUCAAAGACACGAAAAAUACAAUUCUUCCCAGCUUAAAUAAUUUUAUCACCAACGCAAAAGGUUUGUCCAAUGUGUCCUUGACCGUGAAACAUAACAUAAGUUUAAGCAUCCAAUUUGUUAAUGGAGUAACUCAAGAAUUAGAAGCGGAUGGCAAAGCAAUUUUUAAACGAAAUGUAAAAAAGGAUUUCCCUAACAUCGCCGAUUAUAAGCUAUUUGCUAUAAAUAAGGAACAGCAAAAGUAUGAACAAAUUAAACAUGACGUGCAGGCAAAAAUCGGCAGAAAAAAUCAAAUUGAACAUUAUUUCAACGUUGUAGAUCGACAAUUACAAUUUGUCAUGAAAAAAAAAAUAAUGAAAUCGGAAGCCAUUAUUGUUGCGGCAAUGAAAGAAUACGAACAUAAAAUUGUGAAUUUACAAUUAGAAGCGAACAGUUUGCAGUCAAAAAUUGAGGCAAAUUCAAAAAAAAACGAGAUUAACAAAAAUUGCCGUAUGCAAAUCAGGAACGAUUUAAAAAUCAAAAAAGCUCUAAUAGUCCAUACGUACGAUUCUGAGAUGAUGGCAAAAUACAAUAACGUGAAUGGAUUUAAUUCAAAAAUAAAAAUAAUUGAAGAUACCAUUUAUCAAUUGCAAGAAUCCAUUUCACGUCAAAUGCCGUUUUACAAUAAUGUGGUACUCGAAAAGGAAGAGGAAAAUGAUAGAAUUUGGCACGCAAAAUUACACGAAAUACAACGCAAGAUAGCCGCUCGAAAAAUACAAAUGCAUUUCAGAAAAUACUUAAUCUACAUUAAGACUCGAGAUAUUAAGAAAAAUAAAAAAGGACAGCACAAAAAAAAUCAACCGAAAAUAAAAAACAAUUAAAUUUAUUAUAAUUUAGUAAGAUUCAAAAGAAAAAUUCAUUUCUGGGAGAAGAAUUAAGUUAUUAAGU